AUGCCUGUAAUGAAAGGAUUGCUUGCGCCUCAGAACACCUUUUUGGAUACAAUUGCAACACGGUUCGACGGAACUCACAGCAACUUUGUCCUGGGAAACGCUCAGGUAAUGAACCUGUUCCCGAUCGUGUACUGCUCCGAUGGGUUCUGCGACCUGACAGGCUAUGCCCGGGCUGAGGUUAUGCAGAAGUGCUGCGCUUGUAAGUUUCUCUAUGGAGAGGAAACAAAUGAAUUGAUGAAGGUACAGAUUCAGAAUGCGUUGGACGAAAAACGGGAGUUCAAGACUGAAGUGAUCUUCUAUAAGAAGACUGGGCCAUCGUUUUGGUGUCUUCUGGACAUCGUUCCGAUCAAGAAUGAAAAGGGGGAAGUGGUGCUGUUCCUGGCUUCACACAAGGACAUCACGGACAAGAAGAUCAAGGGCGCAUCAGGAAACAGUAAAGACUCAGGUGACUUGGAAAUCUACACAGACACCAGGCCUCCAGGGUUCAACGUCAACAGAAGACGAAGCAGAGCUGUGUUGUACCACUUGUCAGGACAUCUACAGAAGCAGGAUAAGAGCAAGCUCAAGCUGAACAAUAAUGUCUUUGGAGAGAAACCAGCACUACCGGAGUAUAAAGUUGCAGCUAUUCAGAAAUCCAGAUUUAUUCUGCUCCAUUAUGGUACUUUCAAAGCUGGAUGGGACUGGCUGAUUCUCUUGGCAACAUUUUAUGUUGCUGUCACUGUUCCAUACAAUGUCUGCUUCAGCGUCAGUAGAGACGAUAAUUCCGCAGCUUCAAGAAACCCGCCCAGUGUGAGUGACAUCUUUGUGGAGAUCCUCUUCAUGCUCGAUAUCAUGUUAAAUUUUCGGACAACGUACGUCAGCAAGUCUGGACAAGUUGUGUAUGACCCUCGCUCCAUCUGUGUGCACUAUGUAACUACCUGGUUCUUUGUGGAUCUUAUAGCUGCACUUCCCUUUGAUCUCCUCUACGCGUUCAAUAUCAAUGUGUAUUUCGGCGUUCACCUGCUGAAAACCGUCCGUUUGCUGCGUCUGCUCCGCCUGCUCCAGAAGCUGGACCGUUACUCACAGUACAGCGCCGUGGUCCUCACGCUACUUAUGUCCAUGUUUGCCUUGAUAGCACACUGGAUGGCCUGCAUCUGGUACUUCAUUGGACAGAAAGAGAUUGAAGCUAAUGACCUUACUACCUGGGAAAUCGGUUGGCUUCACGAGUUGGCAAAGAGGUUAGGAACUCCGUACGUAUCCCUCCCUGCUCUGAGUAUUUCCACCUCGGUGAACUCAACAGCCCACAGCACCUCCAUUAACAUCAGCUCCCGAGAGAACAGCACAAGCCUGGAGCUUCUCGGAGGGCCUUCGAUCCGGAGCUCCUACAUCACGUCGCUCUACUUUGCGCUCAGCAGCCUGACCAGCGUGGGCUUUGGCAAUGUAUCAGCGAACACGGAUGCGGAGAAAAUCUUCUCCAUUUGCACAAUGUUAAUAGGAGCUCUGAUGCAUGCCGUAGUAUUUGGGAAUGUGACUGCCAUAAUCCAAAGAAUGUACUCCCGACGCUCCUUAUACCACACCAGGACAAAAGACUUGAAGGACUUCAUCCGUGUUCACCGAAUCCCAAAGCAGCUGAAGCAACGAAUGCUUGAAUGUUUCCAAACUACAUGGUCCGUGCACAAUGGCAUCGAUGCAAGUGAGCUUUUGAGGGAUUUCCCUGAUGAACUGCGAGCAGACAUUGCCAUGCACCUGAACAAAGAAAUCCUUCAGCUGCCCAUAUUUGAGUCUGCCAGCCGUGGGUGCCUUCGAUCCCUUUCUCUUAGCAUCAAGACUUCAUUCUGCGCACCAGGGGAAUACCUCAUUCGCCAAGGUGACGCUCUGCAGGCCAUCUAUUUUGUCUGCUCAGGGUCCAUGGAAGUACUGAAGGACAACACUGUCUUGGCUAUUCUCGGAAAAGGCGAUCUGAUCGGCUCAGACUUUUUGGCGAAGAACCGUGUGAUCAAGACCAAUGCCAAUGUGAAAGCCCUGACUUAUUGCGACCUGCAGUACAUCAUCCUGAAGGGGCUGCGGGAAGUGCUACAACUGUACCCGGAAUAUGCACAGAAGUUCAUCGAGGACAUUCAACACGACCUGACCUACAACCUGCGUGAAGGCAGUGAAGCAGACAUGGACCAUGAACGCAACGGAGGUCUCGUCCCUAAACUGCCCUCCAUCCUGGAGGAUGAGGAGGUGGAAGAAGACGAGAACACACCUCUCGCGCCCAACGCUAACAGCACGACCAGAGUAACGUCGCCCAUAAAGGCCUCACGUUCACCCGUAGCCCCUAGAUCCUCACUGGCAGAAAGACAGUUAUUCAAGCCAGUUUCUCCAAAGGCUGAAAAUCCCAGUGAUGGCAAUAAGGGAAAUGGCAGAGCCAAACUUUCCAAUAACAGUGAUGGGAAGCCAUCCAAACUAUAUAGCCCUUCUGUGAACUGUACUGGACCUCCCAGCCUCAGCCCGAGGUAA
Messenger RNA from Callorhinchus milii (elephant shark), 2481 nucleotides. RefSeq names its product potassium voltage-gated channel, subfamily H (eag-related), member 3 (gene kcnh3). The transcript is spliced from 12 exons. Lineage: Eukaryota; Metazoa; Chordata; Chondrichthyes; Chimaeriformes; Callorhinchidae. The record is from RefSeq and is a predicted model, not a curated record. Gene Ontology annotation, molecular function: voltage-gated potassium channel activity. The coding region runs from base 1 to 2481 and encodes 826 amino acids. Gene Ontology annotation, biological process: regulation of membrane potential; potassium ion transmembrane transport. Gene Ontology annotation, cellular component: membrane.